Molecule: messenger RNA, 939 nt
Organism: Fusarium coffeatum
Lineage: Eukaryota; Fungi; Ascomycota; Sordariomycetes; Hypocreales; Nectriaceae
Exons: 1
Coding region: 1-939 (312 amino acids)
Molecular function (GO): 4-hydroxy-tetrahydrodipicolinate synthase activity
Source: RefSeq, a predicted model, not a curated record
AUGGGCUCUCCUAAAGCUUCCCAUCUACGCCUCGGCGAUGGCGUUUAUGUUCCUACCCUUGCCUUCUUCACACCGGAAGACGAAGUCGAUGUUCCCGCUCUUGAGAAACAUGUCAUCAAGUUGCUUGAGUCAGGAGUAGCUGGCAUUGUCGUUCACGGUUCCAAUGGCGAAUGCGCCCAUCUCUCUCCAUCAGAACGUACGACUAUUAUUCGUGUUGCUAGAGAUACCAUCAUCCAAGAAGCCAGCGGUACUCGAGUUCCACUCAUCGCUGGUUGUGGCGCUCAGAGCACAAGAGAAACGACAGAGCUGUGCGAAGAUGCUGGCAAGGCCGGUGCCACUCAUGCUCUUGUGCUACCUCCAAGCUACUACGGCGGUCUUCUUCCCGACGAUCUGGUUGUUCAGCAUUACUACGCCGUUGCGGACAAGAGUCCUAUUCCUCUUUUGGUGUACAACUUUCCUGGUGCCGCAGCUGGUCGCGAUCUCUCAUCGGAUACGAUUCUUAGCAUCGCCAAGCAUCCCAAUGUCGUGGGUGUCAAGUUGACGUGUGGAAACACAGGCAAGCUUGCUCGUAUCGUGGCCGACUGUCCCGAGGGUUUCUUCGUUGGUGGCGGCAGUGCCGACUUUAUCCUGCAGGGUCACGCGGUGGGCGCCAACGGAACCAUCUCCGGUCUCGCCAACCUCUGUCCACGAGCAUGCGUUCGCAUCACAGAGCUCGCCGAUGAAGGAAACUGGAAGGAAGCACGACAACUACAAGCCAAGGUAGCCAAGGCUGACUGGACGGCGAUCAAGACUGGCUUUGUUGGUGUCAAGGCAGCUUUGGGUCACUUUGCAGGUUACGGAGGUGAGCCUCGCCGACCAUGCGUUGCGCCCUCUCAAAAGGAUCUGGAUAAUAUUACGCAAGGAUUCCAAGAGAUAAUGGAACUGGAGACAACGCUAUGA